AUGCUGUUUGUGAAUUGCCCACUCCUGUCCGACCAUUUCGGCAACCUCGAGCACAAGAUGGCACUGUCGCAUCAGCCACGGUUGCUUGGUUACGUCCAAACCGCAGGAGGGUGCCGACACAUCUUCAUCACAACGUCGGAGUUCGAUGAUUCGGGUGUUGGAUGUGGACACGAUCCUGGAUGUCACAAUGCCGGUUUCACGCAGGUCGGUGCAGAGCAAGUCCAAUCUUGCGCCGCCUCGGCUGCCGUGGGCCAGAAGUUGGACCUGCAUCGUGUUGAGUGGCCGGCGCAUCCGACGAGCGCGAAACAAUGCACGAAGCGACUGUCAGCGAAGCAGCGAAAGGCCAUAAGGGAGAUCUCGCUUCUGAAAGAGCUACAGCACCCCAACAUUGUCAGGCUUUGUGACGUGAUUCACACGGAACGAAAGUUGACGCUGGUGUUUGAGUAUUUAGAUCAAGACCUCAAGAAGUUGCUGGACAUGUGCGACGGUGGCUUGGACCCUGCAACCACCAAGUCAUUCCUGUACCAGCUUCUACGAGGUAUUGCGUAUUGCCAUGCGCAUCGGGUCCUGCACCGGGAUCUGAAACCCCAGAACUUACUGAUCAAUAGGGAAGGCUCGCUCAAGUUAGCCGACUUUGGUUUAGCUCGCGCUUUCGGCAUCCCUGUGCGGAGCUACACGCACGAGGUUGUGACUUUGUGGUACCGAGCGCCUGAUGUGCUGAUGGGUUCUCGCAAGUAUUCGACACCUGUAGACAUUUGGUCCGUCGGCUGCAUCUUCGCAGAAAUGGUCAAUGGUCGCCCUCUGUUUCCUGGCGACACAGACGCGAACCAGCUUCAGAAGAUCUUUAAGAUCCUUGGUACUCCGUCGGAGUCUACUUGGCCGACAAUCACAGAGCUUCCGGACUGGAAGCCUGACUUUCAGCAGUUCGAGCCUCAGGCGUGGAAGAGCAUUGCGCCAAACCUUGAUGCUGGGGCCCGAGUCAAGACUUGCAUAGUUUUCUCGAGACAAAGGACUUCUGGAUUGUGCUAG
This is a messenger RNA of Symbiodinium sp. CCMP2592, 1029 nucleotides long. The record is from the annotation of a GenBank genome assembly. NCBI's taxonomy places the organism in Eukaryota, Dinophyceae, Suessiales, Symbiodiniaceae.